AUGGGUGACGUCAUGAGGUAUUUCGACGACAGCGAGGACGACGAAGAUUUCUGCUUCGAUGGAUUGGAUGAAAGCGACUUCGACGAAGAGGAAGAUGAGGAAAAUUCAAUUCCAAAUUCAGAAAUUAAAAGGCGUUUUCUGGACAAGCUUAAGAGGGGCUUAGACGGUAUUGAAGAUUUGGAGUCGGAUUCUGAAUCGGAAUCGGAGUCAGAGAGUGAGAAGAGCGAACGUAUUGUUGAAGUCACCGAUGAAGAAGCCAACCAGAUUUUGCAAGAGCGCAAUAAAAAAGAUGAAAAAAAGAAUGAGAAUGUGUUAGUGAUUCCUCAGAACGUCGCGAAAAAAGCAUCUUUGGGAAGCCAAUUAUCACCAGCACAGGAAUCAGGACGCAAGAAAAGACAAGCUGAUGAGAAUGUUGCCGCUCCAGCAGCGAAGAAAAUGAAAGUCAGCACCGAGGCGGAUACCAAAAAAUCAGCGCCCACAAUUGUUGAAAAAUCAGUACCAGAAACAAAAGAACCGUCGCCAAAAAAGAAGGGAAAGGAGGGGAAGCAGAAUCCCGCCAAGGAAGAGAAGAAAUCUGAUGUGGCCCCUGGGGUUGUGCGCCAACUUGCAGGCGGAGUGAAAUAUGAAGUGCUGGGGGUGGGUCGUGGAACAAAAAUUGCAACGAUUGGUAAACGAGUGAAAGUCAAAUAUGAAGGCAGAUUAGCAAAUGGAAAACAAUUUGAUAAAGGAACACUAGACUUUACGAUUGGUGGUGGCGACAUGAUCAAGGGGUUUGAUCUAGGUGCCAGAGGAAUGUUGGAGCAAGAAAAGCGGCGAGUGUUUAUUCCUUCUCGCUUGGCUUAUGGAAAGCAAAAGGUUGGCGGAAUUCCACCGAAUUCUGAUCUGAUUUUCGAAAUAACUCUUCUCUCAACUAAAUGA
Condylostylus longicornis is the source of this 918-nucleotide messenger RNA. RefSeq lists its product as uncharacterized. The coding region runs from base 1 to 918 and encodes 305 amino acids. Gene Ontology annotation, molecular function: peptidyl-prolyl cis-trans isomerase activity. The transcript is spliced from 3 exons. The record is from RefSeq and is a predicted model, not a curated record. Lineage: Eukaryota; Metazoa; Arthropoda; Insecta; Diptera; Dolichopodidae.